AUGGCGUUUCAUCUUCCUUCUAUUUAUCUGGAACGUCGUUGUGUUCGUCCAUUCUCAGAACGUUUCAUUACGUAUAACUGUGAUAUUAAGAUAGAAGCCGCUGAGGGAUUGAUUUUACGUAUAUCUGUGGUAUUCAUGGAUACAGCAAAAAGCAUAACAGCGAAGAAACUUAUUCGCCUCAUCGGAAUCAGAUCAAGAUAUAUAAGUUUGAACUGCGGGCUUCCAGAAGGAUCGACUUCCCUUGAUGAAAUAGGCUACACUUACACUUCAGAUCAAGCCUACAUCGCGUCCGGGGAAAUAAAAGAAGUGGCCACUCAAUUCGCAAGCAGUCCAGUAAUGUACCAUACGUUAAGGUCCUUCCCCAAUUACAGAAGGAACUGCUACACCUUGACACCGGUGACUCAGGGGAAGAAGUACCUGAUUCGAGCUUCUUUCAUGUAUGGCAACUACGACGGCCAGAACCUGCUGCCCACCUUCGACCUCUACCUGGGAGCCGAACCGUGGGACACGGUGAAGCUGGAUAACGCAAGUCACAUUCUGUGGACUGAGAUUAUCGCCGCGGCACAGUCGUCGAACAUAAGCGUGUGCCUCGUGAAAACUGCCGGAGUCAAUCCUUUCAUCUCCGGCCUGGAGCUUCGUCCUGCUGAUGACAUCUAUAAUAAUACUCAAUGGCCUAGUUGGCUCAAAACCUACAUGAGGAUUAAUGCUGGUUCAAAUGGACCAUCCAGGUUUAAAGAAGACACGGCCGAUCGCACAUGGACUUCAGAUUACGGAGGGUAUGGACUUCCCGUCAACACCACUACUAGAAUAGAGAGCACUGGCUUGUUCCGGGUACCAUCCAUGGUCCUCCAAACUGCCGAAUACUCGAGGAGCGGUAUAAAUAUCCGUUGGAAACAAGAAGCAGAGGGAGAAGAAUACGUUUUCGUCUUUUAUUUUGCGGGGAUAAACCGACAAGAUAACCUGACCGUAAUUAUAAACGGACAACAACCACCCUUUCCUUUUGAAGUUCCUUACAUGCAGUCAUACUAUGUUUACUCAACUAAUCUAAAGUUUGAAGAUUAUUUGAUCAAUAUCAGCGGUGCAAAUCUUACGAGUGUCCCCAUCAUCAAUGCAUUUGAAGUGUACAAGGUGUACGAACCCGCGGGUGGGGCAACGUAUGGCCAAGACGGUGAGUAUCUUACUGAUUUGGUUAACAGUUACGAGUAUCUUACUGAUUUGGAAACAGGAACACUGCAUUGGCUUUGGAAUGCAGUGUUCUAUGAAUGUCUUCCAAGAACUGGACCACAUUUAUUUCGUGAAUUUUAUACGAUUGCAGUUGAUGCCAUUACGGGAAUAAGAGAUUACUACCAAAUCAAGAAAAACUGGGCCUCUGAUCCUUGUCUGCCCAAGCUGUAUCCAUGGGAAGGCGUGAAUUGCAGCUAUGGGAAUCCGAUGUCUCCAACAAUCACUGGCUUGGACCUUUCCAACAGUGAAUUACAGGGCUCAAUAUCUACUGAAUUUGAAAUGUUGAAAUCUAUUCAGUCACUGUUUUCUGACUGCGCAGGCCUUUCUGGUCUCUGCACACAGGAACUUGUCAGGGAAUCACUUGAAUGGUCCAAUACCAGAAUUCCUUGGAACGAUGAAAAGUCUGCGGACGCUGUGAGUAUGCUUAUUGUGGUAUUGUUGAAAAACAUUCGCCUGGAUUGUCAUGACCCUGUCCCUGUCCCUGCUCCUGACCCAGUCAAGUUGGUGAUCGCCAUUUGUGUUCCUAUAGCCGUCGUCCUCAUAAUUAUAGCGAUCAUCUGUAUUGUCCUUUUCAAGAGAAGGCAUCGACACACUCAUAUACCGGAGCCACGUCCAACACCAGUAGUUCCGGUUGUGCCACCUUCGCCAAUACCAGUACCAGAAGUUCCGAAUGCGCCUCCUCCAGCACCAGUACCAACAGUUCCAGUUGCGCCACCUCCUCCAGUUCCAGGACACGAGAACAGGUUCAGCUACAGUGACAUUGUGCGGAUCACCAAUAACUUUCAAACUGAGAUAGGUAAAGGAGGGUGUGGAAGUGUUUAUCUUGGACAACUGAGCCAUGGCCGUCAAGUGGCAGUCAAGAAAGUUACAAGAACAGAGGCGUUAAAAAGCAGGGAAUUUUCUGCAGAGAUUGCUGCAUUGACACAAGUUCAUCAUAGAAGUUUGGUGUCCUUCUGUGGAUUCUGUGAGGAAGGGGUGCAUAUGAUGCUCGUAUAUGAAUAUAUGGCUGGAGGAAACCUGAGGGAGCUAUUGUCAGAUAAGACGGAUAACAAAUCUAUGUUCUUAACUUGGGAUAAGCGACUCCAAAUGGCAAUAAGUGUUGCUACAGGUCUUGAUUAUUUGCAUGCUGGUUGCAACCCGCCAAUAAUUCACAGGGAUGUGAAAACAAGCAAUAUUCUUUUGGAUGGAAACAUGGAAGCAAGGCUGGCAGAUUUUGGAUUGUCUAGAGCCAUUUAUGCUGAAAAUGAACCUGUAUCGACUCUUGUUGUGGGUACAACAGGAUACAUAGACCCAGAGUAUUACCGCACGGGAAAACUAACAACAAAGAGUGAUGUUUACAGUUUCGGUGUAGUUCUUUUUGAGCUCAUAACUGGUCGUCCUGCUUUCUUCUCUGAAAAUGGAAUACCAACUAGCGUUGUGCAAUGGGCAAAAAAAAUUAUACAAUAUGGAGAUUUUCAUAGGAUCAUCGAUCCUAGACUUAGAGGACAGUAUGACGCCGACUCCAUAUGGGGCGUUAUAGAACUUGCUAUUGCAAGUUUGCAGGAGUCCGGCGAUAGGAGGCCUACAAUGCAAAAGAUUGUUACUGAACUGGCGGCAGCUAAAAAUCAAGAGAAACGUCGACUUGGAAUUGGAACUCCUACUGCUGGAGACGGAUCGACGCCAUCAGAAUUUUUAGUGGACUCUUCCACAUAUGUGGAAACAGAAACUGCACCUAAGCCACGGUAGUAGAAAAUGGCAUCUGGUCACUAAGCCUACAAUGGUAUCAGUUUCUGCUGAAAAAGCUUGGUACUUCUAGAACAGACUUCACUCUGCUAUGUAUGGUAAAAAACCCUGUUGCAGACUCGGUUUUUCCAUUUGAUUCCUUCUUUUGCUUUUGUAUGUUGUGUUUAUAUACAGCAGUGCACGUGAAAUAAGAGUGAUUUUGUAAAGAUGUGCAUGGAGAACUAGAGGAGAGUCUCUGUUUUCUUCAGUUUAUACUUCGACACAGGGUUGGAGUUGGAGCAUAUAUGCAACACAGACAAUUAAAAUGAUGCUUGUGAAAGAAUUUCG
Molecule: messenger RNA, 3273 nt
Organism: Nymphaea colorata (pocket water lily)
Lineage: Eukaryota; Viridiplantae; Streptophyta; Magnoliopsida; Nymphaeales; Nymphaeaceae
Product: probable leucine-rich repeat receptor-like protein kinase At2g28990
Exons: 13
Coding region: 1-2949 (982 amino acids)
Biological process (GO): protein phosphorylation
Molecular function (GO): protein kinase activity; ATP binding
Source: RefSeq, a predicted model, not a curated record